This is a messenger RNA of Poecilia latipinna (sailfin molly), 4781 nucleotides long. RefSeq lists its product as uncharacterized. The coding region runs from base 1021 to 2133 and encodes 370 amino acids. Gene Ontology annotation, cellular component: membrane. The transcript is spliced from 9 exons. NCBI's taxonomy places the organism in Eukaryota, Metazoa, Chordata, Actinopteri, Cyprinodontiformes, Poeciliidae. The record is from RefSeq and is a predicted model, not a curated record.
AAGAUAUGUAAAAGCUGAAUUCAUAUUCAUUUAAUUAUUUAUUUAGUUAUUUUCAUCGAAGCAGGAUAAUGUUACACUGAGAAAUACUAAAAAUAUAGACUUCAAAUGCAAAAUCUAAUUAAUUUGUACAGAUUUGUUGAAGCUUAAUGUCUCGAGACGAUGUUUUUUUUUUUUGCUUUGUUUGUUCGUUGAACCAUUUCUGUGUUGAUUUGGCCCUAAAAAUAACACUUGUGCUAUAAUGUUUCUAGUUUUUGUUCUUCUGCUGACCGUCACCGUUACUGAGUGCUGUGUCCGAGUUAAAAGGAAAAGGAAGAAACAACUGAAGAGUAACGUGUUAUUUCACUUUAUUAAUCAUUUGUUCAUAAGAACUUUGUAGAUUAAAGGAGAAUUUAUUAGAAUAAUCUGAAAUUAUCUUAAUGAUCUAUAAAGAAAUAAGUUACAAUCAUAACUAUAAGAAACGAUGGUUGUCCUCUGACUUCCUGUCAGGAUUAAAAUAAUGUCAUCACUGAGACUACGUCACAAAUAACUGGCUAAAUAUUUGGCUUUGAGUCCUAAUUUCUGCCUCUCUAAUCACUGACCAGAUGAUGUGGAGCUUCCUUUGAAGCGGAUCGACACCGAGCAGCCAACAUCAUCGCCGUCUUCCUCCUCUUCCUAAACAUCGUCCUCCUCAUCACCACCAGCCAUGAGCCAAACGAUGUUUCUAUACGCUCAGCCGGUGCUGGACAAACAUCUGUACAAUUGAAACGAGCAAUAAAAUGUAAUGAAUGAAAUGUUAAAAGUAAAUAAAAAUACUUGGAUGCCAUAUAAAAGCAGAUGUGGGGCCUUUUGGAUCACUUCCUUUCAAAACUAACAGAGUCACUGACAGGACAUGUGAGGUGUUGUUACAGGAAAUGUUACAGGGAAGUUCUUCUUUUCGGCCAAAGACAGCAAUGAAGGCAUCGGCGUCGCUCUCUGUCGUCUCUGUGUUUUUGCUCUGCAGCUCCACUGUCGCCUCACAAGCCAAGUGUGAGGAGGACGACGAUGAAGAUGGCAUCGUUUUCUGUCGUCUCGGUGUUUCUGCUCCUCUGCUCCGCCGUCGCCUCCCAAGUUUGUGACGACUAUGCUGCAACGGGUCGAAGCUUCAGUGUUCGUCUGGGAUACACAAAGAAACCGACUGAUAAGCUGAAGUGGAAGUUUAAUGUCGCUGUAAUAUGUAUUGUAAAAUCUACAACAGAGAAACCUCCUUGUAACAAUAACAAUUAUGGCAUUAAUGAUGAUGGAUCCCUCAAACUGACUAAUCCGAAGAAGGACCAAGAAGGAUUUUACAUCUCUGAGGUUCACGAUAUCAAUGGAAAAGAACUGCACACGAAGAAUUCAAGCUUAUGUAUACGAGAUCCUGUGAAGAAGCCUAAAGUGGAAGCAACAUGUAAAGAAGCAAAUGUGACAUUUAAAUGCAUUCCUGAUAAGACAUCCAAGAAUGAAAUCAAAAAGUACGAAUGGCUUCAGAACAAUGCUCAGAUAAAGAAAACGGACUCGGCUUUUACAUUGACAGCUGCAGAAACUAAAGACAUCAAAUUUGCUUGCAACGUUUCCAAUGAAGUCAGUUUUGAAGUCAGUGAUCCUGUCACUCAUAAUUGUGCUACAAGUGUCCCAGGUCUCCCAGGUCUUCCAGAUGAAUUGUGGGGAAUAAGUAUCUGUGUUUUUAUAGGUGGUGGAGGAGGUAUCGUUAUAUUGCUGAUGAUCAUUGUCAUUAUUUGCUGCAUCCGAACUAAGAGAACAAGGAAACUACGCCUGAAAGAUGAGGAGGAGCUCCGUUUGGAGUGGACCAACACCGAUCACCAUCCCAAUCAUCCGCCUCUUCCUGACCAUCCUCCUCCUCAUCAUCCCAACCGUCACCAUCAUCAUCACCAUCAUCAUCACCAUCACCACCAGCAGCAGCAGCAGCAACAGGCACCGGGCAACACCGGCCCUCGACAGAGCCGCUCCAAACAAAACCGCCAACCUCGAGCCCGAGCCCCUGAACCCAACGGCCAACCUCAGCCCAGCCCACGGAGAACCGGACAGGCACAGAAACCUGCCAGUGACGCUGACGAUGAGCAGCCUCCUCCUCUUCCUCAGCCCAGAAAGAAAGGCCCCAAAACGCAACUAGAUUAAAAUUCAUCUGAGAUAAGUUUAGACACAGACGUUUUAUUCCUCCUGAUUUUCUGGGCUGCUCCACUUUAAUGUUUUUUUUUUGUGUGUGUGUGUGUGUGUGUGUGUGUUCAAACUAAAAAAAACUUCAGUUCAUGCAGAUUAACAAACUACAACCUGCGAUAUCGUUGAAAAGCUUUAAUGCUGAACUCAAACUAAAAAUGUUCAAACUCUUUCUGACUUCUAUUAAAAUGUCACUUUUGAUAUUUUCUAUGGAGGAUAAAUCAAAUUGAGUAACAAGUUUCCCAUAUAUUGAUGGGAACUUCCUUUCAGCUGGCUGAAAGACAGCUAGCUGUUCCUUGACAAACUUUAAAUAAGAGUUAAAUACUUAUCUAGUUAGCAUUUAACCACUCAUCAAUCUCCUACAGUUAGUGCUGUUUUCAUACAACAGCUAACAUGUAAAGCAGUGACUCAUCGAGACUAAAAAUAUCCUUUUAAAGAGGUUCCUGGCAGAACAUAAGCAGUUUUAAACACAAUUUAACGCAUCAAUUAAAGUAUGAAAAGGCUUCACACAGAUGACUAUAGUUGAUUGUAAGUCCUUUAAAAAUUAUUUUAAAGCCACUGAACACAUCAGACAGCCUUCAAUUGAUUCCAAGAAAAUGCAGCUGCAUUUUGCAAACACCUUUAUCCCAGUUCAUUUUGGACAAUUUCAGAACUAAAAGGCUCGUUUUAACUUUUUUUUCCCCAUUAAAUGUGUAGCUCAACAGGUAACCACAUGUUCUUCGUAAUGUGUGGUUACCAAGACCACACAUUACCAAGUAUCGGUAUUCUCCCGUGAAUGAGAAUACCAAGAUAUUUGCACUGAAAGACAAAUGUAAAUUUCUGAACAUUCAAUUUCAGAAUUUGAUCUGAAAUUGAUCAAAUUCAGUCUUGAAUUUGAAAACAACCACAGUUUGAAUUGAUCUGAUUGAAAAAUAACGCUUUAUGGGAUUUUUCUUUUUACAUAAUUGAAGGCAUUUUGAGGUUUACUGAAAGCCUGUUUUUGUGUGCUCUCAGAACGGUAAACAACUGUAUCAUCAGCAUAGAGGUGAACAUUUGAAACAAGAGCUUUAAAGUAGAUGAUAAAAAAACUGUGGUCUAAGGCCUGACCCUUGAGGAACGCCCAUUAAACUGUUAAGCAACCUACAAAUUUAACCAUCUGCCUGCACAUAUUCAGAUCCACCGCACAAUUAGUUGUGUAAUUCCUACAUCAAAAGAGUCUUUGCAUCGAUAAGUUCAGUCUUUGUAACUAAAAUAACAGUAAUGAAUGACAUAAACAGCAUCACACAGUUUAAUAUGUUGGAUCACUUUUGCAGUAUUAUGAAUAAUUUAUGUUUUUCUGUAUAUUUGAAACUGAUCAUGUCGUUUAUAUAUCUAUGUAUAUUUUUUACUUUUUUAUUUUCUAAGAGAAAAUGAAAACAGAACUUGCUAGGGACAGAUUGAAGUGGGAGAUGUAUUUUGUGGAUACAAUUUUCAGUUGCUGCAUCAAACUAUGUGAGAGUUUCUUUGCAUGUAUGUAAAAACAAUGUUGUCAUAUAACUAAUGAAUUAUGUUUACUUUAAGACAAACUCCUCUUAGUCAAAAAAAACAAAACUAUCAUGGAGCACAUCGUGUGUUUAGUUUGCAAAUGGUGGUCAACAGUAGAGAUAGGCGGCUAAAAUCAUUCAUUGAUAUGUGAAAAUUUGGAAGUCACAACCUUCUUUAAAAAAAAAAAAAAAACUAAAUCCUUUAUCAUUCUUUGUCUUUUUUAGCAUAUAUUUUAGGAAAGCAAAUGUUACAUUUAAAAUCUUGCGAUGCGUUUCUUGUUCUGACGUCUUCUGGUAUGCCAGAAGGCUCCAGCUUAUUGGUGCGCUUCCAUUUAGCCAAACUAUCUAACUUUAGUUUCCCGAUUUGUUUGUCUUUGUCUGCUUCUGUUUUCUAUUUAAAUGCUGCUUGUGGUGCAUGUUAAGGUACAUUAAGGCUGUUCCGAGUUUUCCCACUUGGUGAAAUAAUAUGUCACUUGCCUUUAUUUGGUGAUGCAUGGUGAUGCCUUUAUUUGUUAUACACAAAAGACAAAAGGAUCUCAAACUCCAUUAUUUAUCUUUAUUGUCUUUGUUCCGUCAUUGCAUGCUGUAAUUUUUUUUGUUCUAUUUGUAUUUUUAAAAGUCCAAAAAUAAAAAAUAAAAAACAUAGUAUGGCAGCAACUGCGAUUUGACCUUUUUUCAGACUGACGUUUUCACCUUUGCAAGUGACUUCAUUUUCAGAUUGAGUGUGCAACCCGGUGAUGUCUGCAUCUUUCACCAUAUCCUGUGCAUUUUUGCUGAAAAUGUGUUUGUGGUUUGCUGCUCUUGUGUGCAUUCGCAGAGCGCCGAGUGCAAGAUCGCUAUCGUGCUUUUGUGUCGACGUGGAGAUGUUUUCCUGCAAUUGGAGCAAUAACUUUGAUCGCCAUUCACAUUGUUAUUUUUGUUUUCCUCAUUAGUCUUUGCGUUCUGAUUACCGGUGAGACUCAAAGGGAUCUGGUAACUUGGAAGGAGUUAGUCACAUUUGGUGCGUUGGGCAUAAAUGCUGCUGCACCUUGCAUCUCAACACCCACACACAAAACACUGUCGUCCAGUGACAACGUUUAAUUGUGUUCACACUUUUCUACAGCAACA